Racocetra persica is the source of this 179-nucleotide messenger RNA. NCBI's taxonomy places the organism in Eukaryota, Fungi, Glomeromycota, Glomeromycetes, Diversisporales, Gigasporaceae. The record is from the annotation of a GenBank genome assembly.
ACUUGGAUGAUGAUGUUGAAAUUCGUAGACUUUGGACAGAAAGCAUUUAUAGUCAAGAUCUUCAACAAACAUUUGUAAAGACUGAUGAAUUUUAUGAUUUUAUUAUUAUUGGAGCUGGAACUGCUGGAUGCGUUUUAGCAAGAGAAUUGAUUUACAAUAUCCCUAACAUUAAUAUUUUG